AAAUUCCCCUCCCAACAAAAGUUAAAUGACCAAAUCCUCUAAUUCUAUUCCCUUUCUUUCACCUUUUCCCCCUUUCUAAUCCGUUUUGUCACUAUCCUUAAGCCCUCAGUUGUGCAGCUCUCAGCCCCACCUUCUCUUGUCUCUCUCUCGCUUUGGCCUCAAUUUCAUCCAACAGUAUUCGGUCUUUCUCCCUCUGUCUCCUUUGUUGCUACCUUGUACCACCGCAACCCAAGGAGGAUUGACCUGUUUUUUUUCCUCUUUACAUUUCCUUGCCAUCUGCUGACCAAGUUUUUGGGGUUUUGUUCCAUGGAUAUGCUAAUUAUUCUCUUCCUGCUAACCUCCGCCGCUCUUCCAUUGGCUUCACCAGAUCCAAACGACGAGGCUUGUUUAACCCACGUUAGCCAAACCUUGAAAGACCCUUUGAAGAGCCUGCAAAACUGGACCAAACCCAACUUCGCUAACCCUUGCAACGGUUUCACUUCUUAUCUCCCUGGUGUCACUUGCAACAAUGGUCGAAUCUACAAGCUUUCCCUUACAAACCUCUCUCUCCAAGGCUCUAUCUCACCUUUCCUUUCCAACUGCACUAAUCUUCAGUCACUUGACUUGUCUUCAAAUUCCAUCUCAGGCCCCAUCCCACAAGAAUUGCAGUAUUUACUCAACCUGGCAGUGCUGAACCUUUCAUCGAACCGACUUGAAGGCGUGAUCCCACCGCAGAUUACCUUAUGUGCUUAUUUAAACGUCAUUGAUCUUCAUGACAAUUUACUCACCGGCCAGAUUCCUCAACAAUUAGGCUUUCUAUCACGGUUGUCAGCUUUUGAUGUUUCUUACAACAAGCUUUCGGGGCCAAUACCAGCCUCUUUAGGGAACAGAAGUGGGAAUCGGCCGAGUUUCAAUGUCACUUCUUUUGAAGGCAAUAAGGAUCUUUAUGGAUACCCUUUACCACCCAUGAAAAGCAAAGGGUUGUCAGUUUUGGCCAUUGUUGGGAUCGGGUUAGGAAGUGGGCUUGCUAGUUUGGUGCUUAGUUUUACAGGAGUUUGUAUCUGGUUGAAGAUUAGAGAUGAAAAGAUGGCUGCCGAAGAAGGGAAGAUGAGUCACCCUAUGCCUGAUUAUUAAAAGCUUGAAUCUAAGAUUAAUUACUGAUCUAAAAUGGGGAAAAGAAAAGACUGAAAAUUCCAGGCACUUCCCCUGCUGGUUUCUGCUUAAUUUUGGGUUAUGGAAUUCAACGUUGAAGUCUCUAAUCCAUGGGCGCAACUAAAAGGAGAAACCAUACUGUAAUUGCAUUUUAUUAUUGACAACCCAUGUGACCUUGAUCAUUAACGUUUUAAUCUUUAAAUUUUGGAAAAGUGAUCCCAAACCAUUUUAAAGUGACCCUGAAUAACAUGCUCAGGUGAAUUCGCUAUAACAUCGAUUCUAAUGCAAAUUUAGGGCUUCCGUA
This is a messenger RNA of Gossypium raimondii (Peruvian cotton), 1435 nucleotides long. RefSeq names its product receptor-like protein 44. Lineage: Eukaryota; Viridiplantae; Streptophyta; Magnoliopsida; Malvales; Malvaceae. The transcript is spliced from 2 exons. Bases 307 to 1113 code for a protein of 268 amino acids. The record is from RefSeq and is a predicted model, not a curated record. Gene Ontology annotation, molecular function: protein binding.